Emiliania huxleyi CCMP1516 is the source of this 654-nucleotide messenger RNA. RefSeq lists its product as hypothetical. The transcript has 2 exons. The record is from RefSeq and is a predicted model, not a curated record. The annotation marks the transcript as partial. Lineage: Eukaryota; Haptophyta; Isochrysidales; Noelaerhabdaceae. Gene Ontology annotation, cellular component: nucleolus. Gene Ontology annotation, molecular function: methyltransferase activity.
CAGCUGGCGGGCGCGCGGUUCCGCGACAUCAACGAGCAGCUGUACACGCGCGACUCGGCGCACGCGGUGGCCCUCUUCGGCGCCCAGCCCGAGCUCUUCCACGCCUACCACGAGGGCUUCCGGCUGCAGGCCUUGAGACGCGCUGCGGGCUGGCCGCUGCGCCCCGUCGACGCGAUCCUCGGCUGGCUGCGAGGGAAGCCGGCCGCGUGGGUGGUGGCGGACGUGGGGUGCGGCGACGCGGAGAUCGCCGCGCGUGCGCCGCAGAAGGUGCUCUCCUUCGACCUGGUCGCCUCCCAGCCGCACGUGACAGCCUGCGACGCGGCGGCGCUGCCCGUGCGCGACUCGUCGGUGCACGCGGCGGUGUACUGCCUCGCGCUGAUGGGCUCAAACUACGUCCAGUUCCUGCGCGAGGCGCGCCGGAUCCUCAGGCCGCGGGGCCACCUGAGGAUAGCGGAGGUCAAGUCUCGCUUCGGGGACACGGAGGAGUGGCUCGCGAUGAUGCGCGACGCCCUCGGCUUCCAGCUGGUCGACCGCGACGACUCCAACUCGCACUUUGUCCUCUUUGGCUUCCGAAAGGGGGAGAUCAAGGGCGAGGGGGCGGCGCCAGCCGCGCCACCCGCCGUGCCGCUCAAGCCGUGCCUCUACAAACGGAGG